Toxotes jaculatrix (banded archerfish) is the source of this 1889-nucleotide messenger RNA. RefSeq lists its product as uncharacterized. The transcript is spliced from 11 exons. The record is from RefSeq and is a predicted model, not a curated record. Lineage: Eukaryota; Metazoa; Chordata; Actinopteri; Toxotidae. The coding region runs from base 34 to 1137 and encodes 367 amino acids.
GAUUUCUUGCCAGUUGCAGUAUUCAGCUUCAUCAUGGCUGGACAUCUGUUGCUUGUCGUCCUCAUCUAUUCUUUUCAUGAGGUCAAAGUACAAGCCCUUCUUCCAGCUACGCUGACAGUGAAUCCAUCAGUGAUCACAGAGACAGACUCGGUCACACUGAACUGUCAGACUCCAUCGUCUGUUUCUGUGUCUCACUGUUUUUUCUACACUUUGAGUGGAGGAACUGUCAGAGCCCUCUCUUGUCUGAAGACACUGACAGGGACUGAGCUGCUGCUGAUGGCACGUCAGAAUUCACCUGCCAAGGUUGAAGUAACAUGUUUCUACACUGUAAAUCUUGGAAAGUUAGAUUCUCCAUACAGUGACAUAUCCUCCAUCACCAUUAACACUCCUCUUCCGCCUAAACUGACAGUGAAUCCAUCGGUGAUCACAGAGACAGACUCGGUCACACUGAACUGUCAGACUCCAUCGUCUGUUUCUGUGUCUCAGUGUUUUUUCUACACUUUGAGUGGAGGAACCGUCCGAAACUUCUCCUGUCAACACACACUGACAGCAACUGCGCUGCUGAAGAUAUCACACCAGAGUUCACCUGCUGUGGUUAAAGUGACCUGUCAUUACACUGUAAAGCUUGGAGAAAAAAAAAUUGAAUCUCCAUAUAGUGAGAUAUCCUCCAUUGCCAUAAACAAUGCUGGUGUGACUCCAGAAUCUGGUAGUGAAAAAACAGGUCUGAGUGUCAGUGAGCCUGGCACCAAAGAUAGCUCUCUUCCUGUAACCCCACUGAAAAAGGCUCCAGCAGGAACAAGCAUAUGGAAAUUGACAGUCAUUGUGGCUGGUUGUGGAGUGGCUGUGGGUGUCAUCUUACUAUUAUCAGCAUUUCUCAGGAACCAGAACAGAGCUGCAGGACCUGAGGAAGUGAAAAGGCAAGAGUCUCAAAAUCAGAACUUUGACACACGCUGUUUUUACUCCAUCAUCUCUGAGGAGCCAGCUGCAUCGGCCCUGGGAGCAGGACCUGAGGAAGUGAAAAGGCGAGAGUCUCAAAAUCAGAACUUUGACACAUACAGUUUUUACUCCAUCAUCUCUGAGGAGCCAGCUGCAUUGGCCCUGGGAGGUAUGAAGAACAGCACGGUGCAGGCACACUGAAACACAAACUUUUAAACACAGAGCGAAAGCAGCAGCCUGAAAAACUGUUAGAAAUGUAAGCCUUGUGUUUAGAGUUGACUUGCAUAGGACGGUAGAAUAGUAUAAUUUUAGACUCCUGCAAUGCCUACCAACGGAUAGGAUUAAACCAAAGUUUUACCAGAGGUUUCAAGUUUUAAGUUGCAGUUUAAAGUAUAAAAAGCACAGCAUGUAUUACAACUUUUCCUAUUCUUUCAGAUCAAGACUAAAAAAAAAAACCCAAACAAACAAAAAAGAAAAAUAAGAAACAAAACAGUAAACAAAACAGUUCAGUUUCUGUUUGUAAUUUUUGUUUGUUUAGUUUUCUUAUGUUUUUUGUUCAACUGAAACAUGAAUGUAUUUACAACACUCUGCUUUUGUAUAUAACAGCAUACUAUGAAUUGCUUUGUAUUAUGUUCUGUAUUUAGUGUCUCUAUUUUUUAUUGUUUGGUUUUGAGUCUCAUUCAUUGUUCCAUUUUAGAUCCUCACAGUCAUUUCCUGGAGACUUACCGUCAACCUAACCAUUAUUACUAUUUGGUCUUCGCCCUAAAAUCGAAUGAUUUAUAUAAUGGGGACUUGAUUUUUCUCCCCAAAAGGAAGAUGAGUCCUCACAAUGUGAAUGUGUUAGCAGAUUUAUGUCCCGACAACAUGAGUAAUACAACACACACACACACUUGAGAAAAUAACACGAGGUGGAAAUGAAGUAAAAUAUUUCUUUGUAUUUAUUCACCAGCUUU